UUGGUUUAUGUGAUCCUAUAUGAAUCACGUCGAUAAAUGUAUGUUCGUAAAUGUAAAUGUAUAAAUGUAUAAUUUUCUGUUUCAAUUUGAUUUAAAACAAAAAUGGCAUUUUAUUAACUUUAAUAUUAUAUUGCUUCGAAGCGAUCGGUUUUUGAGUAUGAUGACUUAUCACGCAUUUGUUGUGAUAACGGCAAGUCACCCUAUCAAUAUAUACUUUGAAAAACAAUUGAUCGUUUACUGUAAUUUCAUUUUAGCGAACACCGAUUCCUUGGAAAUAUACACUUUAAAAAAAAAUUGCUCGUUUACUGUAAUUUCAUAGUAAUUUUAGCGAACACCAAUUCCUUGGAAUUUCCUAUUCAAAGUUGAUGUUUACAAAUAAUUCAUCUGCCGUUUUCAUGUGUAGGUGGUUUUUGAUCCCACGUAUGAUGUAUUUUUCGUUGGGCGUGCACUAAAUGAUUGAAAUAUUUCAACAACUUUAGAAACAUUUCCAUUAUUUGACCGGUACUGAGUAAAAGAGAGCCAAACAGAGUAAAGGCCGAGUUAGGGAGCUUUUUCGAAUAUUUCCAAGCAGCUUCAUGGGCAAGGCCUGUAAGACCGAGCUCGUUCGCAAAAGAGAAGAGACAACGACGACGACGGCAGACAUCUUUGUUUCUUGCGGACGAGUUUAGUUUCAAAUUUUUGCAUUUUUGCACCUUCCUGAAAGUGUUUUGCAGUGCUAAAGUGCGCUCAGUGGGUGAUUUUGAUUGGGGAAAGUCAAUAGCGUUGGUUAUUGGAAGUGCAAAGACGCGUAAAAAGUGAAAAUAAGUAGGGUAGAAAAGUGUAAAUUUCUUUCAAGUGUAUUGAAGCAGAAAGUGGACUAAGGUAGUUGCCUUUACACGAAGGGGUGAAACGGGAGCGUGCGGCGGAAAUUUUUCGCAGGUUUCUGGCUAAAAGAGAAUUUGUACGUAUGCGUCUUGAUAUAUAUGAGUUGAUAGAAGAGAGGCAGCAGCAAACAUCAACAAAAGCAGACUAGGUGUUCAGAGCGAAUCAACAAAGGGAAGCGCAGGGAGCGCAGCAGCUGCCGCUUCUAUUUCGGACGGAGCUGGAAGCAAACUGGGUUGAAAACGAGAAAUGUCCUCCCAUCAGGAUAUAAUGUGUGAGGUGGAAAUAUCAGAUUCCAACAUAGUGGAGGUAGUGGACGAUGGUCACUUUGGAUCGGCAAUCGGAUAUGAGCAGUACGAGGUAGGAGUUGGAGAUGACCAAUACGAAGAGGUGACUUGUGAAACAGAAGAUUCUCAGGGAUUGAUGAUGCAUCACAUAGAGGAUGACGAGGAGAUCCUUCACCAAGAGGCCGAUAUACAAGCUCACGAGGAAGUGCUGGACUCGUCCGGUGAUCCAAUGUGCGUAUACGGAGACAUCAAUUUGGAAAACGAAAUCUAUAUAGAAUCAACACCUGGCCCAAGUUCAAGAAAACGAAAAUCAGGAAUGAAACAGCCACGUAUAGUCAACCGGAUCAGAACUAACGAUAUUCACAAUUUGACUGCUGUUGAAACAUUGGAUGUCAAUCAAAAGCCUCGACGCUGGGAACAGAAACAAGUACAAAUCAAAACGAUGGAGGGUGAGUUCAGCGUUACAAUGUGGGCGUCUGGAACCGAUGACGACGAUGGUUCCAAUCCGGAACCUGACCCGGAUUACACAGAGUAUAUGACUGGCAAAAAGAUAACUCAGGAUUGCGUCCCAGGUAUUGAUCUGUCCGAUCCUAAGCAACUGGCAGAAUUCGCAAGACCCUUUCAUAAAACUAAACUUAACAAAUUGUUUAAUGCUUCAACGUCGACAGGAAUGUCUUCAAAAGCAGGUGCCACCGGAGGAGAGUCAUCCGAUCGAAAUAUUGCAUGUCCCCACAAAGGAUGCAACAAAAUGUUUCGGGAUAACUCAGCUAUGCGAAAACAUCUUCACACGCACGGUCCGCGGGUGCACGUUUGUGCCGAAUGUGGAAAAUCGUUUGUCGAAAGCUCGAAAUUAAAACGUCACCAGCUGGUCCACACUGGCGAAAAACCAUUCCAGUGUACCUUCGAGGGCUGUGGAAAACGUUUUUCGUUGGAUUUCAAUCUCCGAACUCACGUAAGGAUACAUACCGGUGAUCGGCCAUACGUUUGUCCUUUCGACGGUUGCAACAAGAAGUUCGCUCAAUCCACCAAUCUCAAGUCCCACAUCUUGACACACGCCAAGGCAAAACGGAACAACAGCGGUAGUGGUGGCGGAGGUAGUCGGAACAAUAAUGUGAUGACCAUUCUCCCGCCGCAGUCGUUUGUGAAGAUGGAAACGGUUGAAAUCGAUAACGAUUCGCAGUACAUAGUUUACACCGAUUAGGACGUCGGUACAGAAUUUACAGAACACAUCUCAGGAGGAGACCGAUAAUGAAUAGACCGAGCCAGUGUGCGAAUUAGUAAGCGCAAUGGUCUAUUUGUACAUUAAAAAUAUUUAUCCCCCCUGCAGGGAGGGGAUUCAGACGAUUCUUAACAUUUCUUUCGUUUCACAAUGGUGGAAUUGUACGAUAUGAGAUAGAACUAAUAGAAUUAGGCGAAAGUUUCGCGCAGUUCGAAGCAGGAAUUACGAAUGAAUGUGGGGAAACUUUCCGUUCUAUUUUAAAUUUUAUUCACUGUAAAUAGCUUGAAAAGUCACCUUCAAAGUUGGUUGUAUUUAAAAAAACCUUUCUUGCAGUUUUUUUUCCCAAUGGUCUCCCAACUUAUCUUGAUUUAGAGAUAACUUUGCAUUAGAGAUUAGUCUUAUUUUGUUCUUUUUAUAUCAGCAGCGAUUGAUAGCGAGAGCUUGGUUAGGAGAGAAAGUAGACAAAGAAUUAUGAGAGUACGAGAAAUAAAUAUCUGUCUAUUAUAUUUUUAAAAUAACACAAAAAAGGAAAACAACCUCUAAGCAGUAGUGUAUAUUAAAUUUUCGCGAAUUGGAAGAAUGAGUCCAAUUUUGGUAUUUUGUGAAUGAGCACAGCGUGAAUUAGGUGUGCAAUUCCGGUAGAACACAGGUGCAUUAUAGGGCAACUUUUCAAGAAGUGUAUCAGAUGCAUUCUUCUAAUAAAAGAAAAUAUAAUGGAAAAUAGUUUCGUUUGGAAGCAUCAGACAGUUGCAAGCCAUGCAAGAAAGAAACAAUAACAUCUAGAAGCAAAUUUUACACCUUUCUUCGUUGCCUAUUGAACUUGUUCUUCAGUUCUACGUUCUGAAAUUGUACUCGACCGAGAUCAAUAUAACAUGUUUUGUGCAGUGUUCCUUCUGUCAUGCUAUUAGAACUUAUACGAACGUAGCUGCGGCUCACGAAAGCCAAGAAUUAUGAGAAGCAUCAGUUCAGCAUGAUCAUACAAAAGUGCGUGAAAGCGAAUGUCGUGAUUAUUAGUCUGUAAGAACAAUUUCUACUCUUAAUUAAGGUGGUUUAUUUUAAACAAUAAAAAUUGAGGAACAACAAUAUCUGCAGACAAAAAAGCGCAAUUGAUUUAUUAUUGAUUGUAAACAGGAAAGAAAAAAUAUUCUACGGAAAAAUACCCGGUUAAAUGAAACAUUAGCGGUAUGAAUUAAGCUACUAUCCUUACACAACUGUAGUUAAAAGUUAAGGAUAAUAUGAAAAAAAUGUGGAAAAAUAAACAAAAAAUACCAAA
Malaya genurostris is the source of this 3640-nucleotide messenger RNA. RefSeq names its product transcription factor YY2-like. The coding region runs from base 1111 to 2349 and encodes 412 amino acids. Gene Ontology annotation, cellular component: PcG protein complex; transcription regulator complex. Gene Ontology annotation, molecular function: DNA-binding transcription factor activity, RNA polymerase II-specific; RNA polymerase II cis-regulatory region sequence-specific DNA binding. The record is from RefSeq and is a predicted model, not a curated record. Gene Ontology annotation, biological process: regulation of transcription by RNA polymerase II. Lineage: Eukaryota; Metazoa; Arthropoda; Insecta; Diptera; Culicidae. The transcript has 2 exons.